GCCGCGAUUGUGAGUGACGCCUCGGUGUGUUUGCCGCAAGAUCAGUGUCUCAUCGAUGUGACGUCCUUUCGGGAAAACCGAAGCACUGCGGUUCUACAAUGACGAGACACUACCAGUAUCGAGCGAGGUAUCCAUAAACCUCUGUGGCAGGGCCUAUAACCAGUAAAACGGAGCGUCUAUGUGGAAUCUUCUAUGCGUGUAUGUGGAAUGUAGGUGGAGUUUACAUCCUUGAUUGGAGUUACGACUUGCGAAACAUUCGUUCCAUAUUGGAGGGCGACAAGGCAUGGCCGGCGCAACGUCGUACCAAAUCAUCCUGAUCACAGUUCUUUUGCUAAACCUGCUCUUCUGGUCGGCAGUCAUCCUGUGGCGAAUCUACAUCCUGAAACGCGCCAGAGGGCUUGCCCGGGAGCAACGGCGUGCCAUCCAAGGCGUCGCGAACCCUUCCAUGCUCAGGACAACGCCCAUGGUUCCACCCCGGGAGCAGCAAUUCGUGCUGGACACAACGCGCAAUGAUCUUCCACCGUCAUACGACGAGGCCAUCAAGUACCCGUCUAUCAGCAUCGACAUGUCGCCCACACAGCCAUCUCAGAACACUCAUCUUGAGGUCCUAAAUCCUCGAAUACUGGCACAGGAAGCAAUGCAGCCCACGACUAACAGCCUGUCAUCGUUUGUUGCAGCAACGACCACCACUACCGAGGACAAUCGCAGUGAAGACUGUUGCCGUCGUGCACAGGUUGGCGAAGGGGAGGCGCGAUUGGCUCGCAGUCAAAGCUGCAGAGCUGAUGUGUUACGAACAGUCAAGUGAUAAUACCAGCAAAGCGACAAAAGAAAAGAAAAAGCGCCACUAAAAGCGUAUGCAGUUUCUAUGAGUUCAUUCCUCCUCAAAGUCAGCUUUGCACAAAAAUCAAAUGUUAACAUAACUGGCUCGACGUAAUGACUAUAGCGGUAUGAUUACCAGAUGUUAGUAAUUUAUGGAGGCUGGACGUUACGGGUUUUAUCCUGAUAUACGCAGCAUGGGAGCAGUCUCGACGAUGACAAAGGAAUUCACUAAGUGAUAAAGUGACACCGUGGCAUGCUUUCCAAUAGUUUGUCCCUUUUUCUGUUAGUUUUUCUGCGUUGGGGUGGUGCAGCUAUAUCUAGCCUCAGAAUCACGGAAACCUUGCGAUGCCGAAAUCAUCAGACAAGACAACGAAGUACUACUGAUAAACCGAUGAACGCCAUUUUCCGCAAAGUCGAUGAGACGCAAACUUUCACUCCACACCACGUGCUCCCAGACUAGUCCUACUGAUAUGGAAUAUAGGACCACAAGGUUUGCAGUCGCCAGUUGUCCCACAUAAUUAUCUUCUUUUUCGUUUCCUUUAAAGCCUAGUGCACGUGAUUGUUACUUAUGGCAUUCCACAGUUGUUGUCCCCCCCCCCUAUAAUGAUGAUGCAAAAAGCAAAAAAAGAAAAAGAAGGAAAGACAACGAACACAAUUUUUCCAAAACGUCGCCGCAGCAGCGGAAUACCUUAAUAGCAGAUCCCGUUAAUCGACCCCUAUUACAAGUAUGUUGUAGAAACGUGGGAGGCACACCGGGGCAGUAUACAUAUGGUUCUCGAUAAAUCCACGCGUUACUGUGUUCAAACCUACGCAUAGAAGGAGACCCGAAAAUAAAUGCCUAGUCAUAAUUAGGAAUAUUACACUGUGUGGUUCGAUGAUACGCUCUGUACCAAGCGUGAGCACGUGCGAGCAGGUGCAGAAUGACGUUUGCCAAAUGUGCUGCUGCGCAACUGUGGGUAAGCAUCAGCAAGUUUUACGUAAAAGUUUUACGCAAAGUUUACGUAGUAAAGUUUUAGCACACAUAGUGUUAAAACUGCGGAGGCAUAGUGCUGUCCGGUAGUUGGAGGAUGCACUAUAUGAUCAACCAGUGCAGCGAUAAGGUUGCGCUGAUAAGGAUACCUGAAAGCCGCUAAUGUGGGGCACUUGAACUUUGAGAGCGUUGUACUGAUUACGAGGUAUCAUUCUGGCCCUUUAAUUGGGUGCGCCGUGUGAGCGCUAACAAGAACGCCUGCGAAUACAAGACCACCCUCGUACGUCGCACUGCUAACGGAUGCGAAGGCCUCUUGAGUAACGGCCAGCUGUAAUGUCCCACCCACGUGAACGUCACAGCAUCGAAAGUUGUUAAAAAUUGGGCUGUUCGGUAUUUCAUACUUGCGAUAAAAAAAAAAAAACCCGUGCCUUGAAACAAAUAAAAGGACGACACAACAUACAGCACAGACAAAUCGUCUGUGCUGUGUGUUGUGUCGUCCUUUUGUUUCCCGGCACGGAGUUUUUUCGUCGCUUUUAAAGUAUGUCACAGCAUCGGCGUCAUCGUUGGCAGUCGACACAAAUGUAGCGUAGCAACUUGCACAAGCUACGUUUGUAGAAGGUUAUGCAUCAGCUAUGUAACCUAGGUGACUCGACAGAAGAGAACAAGCACAGAACAGAGCCAGUUUCAUGUCUCAAUUUGCCAAUCAUGUUGCUUUUUGCGUAAUCGUUUAAUUUUUAAGUCAGUGACAACUUAAGUCCUACAAUUGGGACCGCCCACACAUCCGUGGAAGGCUCCUGCGGUUGGCUACCAGCCCUUCCACGACGGCCCCGCUUCGCGAUGUAGUGCCAGUUCUCUCUCUCCCCUAGUCCACACUUGGCCGCGCCGCACUACAUUCGCGCGCGGGCGGGGACAAGUGUAUGACUUAUGUUGUCACUGACUAUAGUCUCCAGUCAUCAUCAUCACCUUGAUCACCUAGGUGACCCUAGCGAUUAUAGAGCCAUAUCUUCCUUUCUUUAUUUUGGACGUCCGUGAGCACUGACCUUCGAUAAGUGGUAACGCUGGUAAAUCGGCGCAUACUGUGUUCAACAGGAACUUACGUAUAGGAAGUUACCAAAAAAAAAAAAAAAUCUCCAGUGCCUCUGAAUGCCUAGUCAGACUUUGAAAUAGUAUGUGUGAUUCAAUGGUACACCCUGUACACAGCCGUAAGCGGGAGUGCGUGCGAGCAGAAGCCGAACGACGUGUGCCAAAUGUACUGCUGUGGGGUAGAGCACAACUGCAUUGCGGAUAAUGUUGUUUCGUGACCUAAAUACACAGGGCAUCAUAUUCAUACGAUAUGUAACUAUAACAAGUGACAACUGCGUUCCUGUUCAAUAAAACCUCUCUCAACAUUUUUUUUACUGUC
Molecule: messenger RNA, 3191 nt
Organism: Ornithodoros turicata
Lineage: Eukaryota; Metazoa; Arthropoda; Arachnida; Ixodida; Argasidae
Exons: 3
Coding region: 284-805 (173 amino acids)
Source: RefSeq, a predicted model, not a curated record